ACUGGUGGCAAUUGGAUAGGUAGUCUUAUUAUCGGCUCAAAUGGCGGGUGGUCACUCCCAAUGUCUGUAAAUUUGACGAGGAGACAGGAUACUGGAAGGCUGAAUUCAUCUCCACUUUCCUCUAUUACACCAGUUGUUCGGCUUCAGUAUGGCUGCAACCAUACAUUGGUAAUUCCAGUAACUGAUCCGGACAGUGAUACUGUAAGAUGUCGAUGGGCCGUAGGAUCUAGAGAGUGUGGAGAUGUGUGCGGAGGAUUUCUAAAUGCUGUACUGGAUGAGGCUACAUGCACCAUUACUUAUCAGGCCAAAUAUCAGGUAGGAUGGUAUGCUGUGGCACUGAUGAUUGAGGAUUUUGCAAGUCCAUUGUCUACUUCACCGUUGAGUCAAAUACCUCUUCAAUUUUUAGUAGAAGUUUACAACAAUGCUAUGCCUUGUAGUAGUGCACCAUACUUCAUUGACCCAACACCGAAAGAUGGGGCAUGUAUCGCAGUUCCAGAAAAUGAGACUUAUUUUCAAACAAUUGUUGCGGACAGCGGAAUGGAGGGAUCGGGGAUAUCUGACAUUGUAACCGUCUCGCCGUUUGGAUUUUCAAAAUCAGAAGUUGUUCAAGUGCAAAGUGAUAAUCGAUUGUUUUAUGUAAAUCUAACAUGGACACCUACUAAGCAACAAGAAGGCGAGAAUAUACUUUGCUUUACUGCUGAAAACACAGAAGGAGUAACGGGUCCUCAAACUUGCAUAAAGCUGGUUGUUGGUGUGACUUCCCCUGCUAUUGUUCUGGAAUCACUUGAACCUAAUCCAGGAGCUGAAAUUGUUUCAAACCACUCAACGUGGCGAAUGAAAUUUGAUAAAGAGUUUGUACGACCCACAAAACCAACAUUUAUUCGUUUCUACGAUGGCAAUGACAGUCUUGUGUAUUCAAUAGACGUUUCUUCCAGUCCUGACGUUGUAUAUCAGCCAAUGACAAAUCGUUCUAUUACAUUUAUGACAAAUGGCCUCCAACUCCUGGAAAAACAAAGCUAUUACAUUUUGAUGGAUGCUGGAGUGGCUACAGGAUUGGAAGCAUGUGGCUCUGAAUCGUCAAUAAUACGAGACCGAUUUUUUUGGACAUUCACUAUAUACACUCCAGCAUGUGAAUGCUUGAACGGCGGAACAUGUCUUACUAAUAACGAUUCCACAAGCACUUGCCAAUGCCCUUAUGGAUUUGUUGGGCCAACUUGUAAAAGAGUUGCGGGAUACUGCGCUUGUGCUCAGCCAUAAGUAACAAUAUCUACGAUACGUAUCCGGCGACUGGAUAAUGCUCCAUGUUUUGUAUUUUGUUUAUUUUAUAUAGUACAUACAUGACCUUCUGUAAAGUAUCACAAACAGACGCAUGUUCCUAAGUAUGCUGAUAGCAUUAGACGUCUAUUAUAUAGUACUACGUAUUCUGAGCUUGUGGUUGGUGGCUGUGUUUUAAAUUUUUGUCGAAAUAUAUAAAGGGAAUAUAAGCUUUUCAUUUCCAAGUACUUUGCCAAAAUAUUAUUUGGGCCAUAUAGAUUCUGUAUAACUAAUUUUAUACCCCCAUAAUAUAACUACGAAACACAUAUAUUGUUAACAGGAGUAUAUAUGUUCAUUACAUGCAUAUAACGAAUUGCAGGCCCAUAGCUAGCAUAUACGGUACCGAAGGCAAAGGGGUUCUGGGCAUAAGUUUCAGGUGGUCUUUUGGCUUGAGUUUAUAUAAAACGUAAAUAUAUGUUUUAUAUCAAACAUAUAAAAAUAUACUUCAUUAUGCUGAUGCUCACCUAAAUCAUUUAUUAAACGUGACAUGUAACUUUCUUGAUUUUGAUAACCGCGAAUUAAAUUGUGAUGUUAAACGUAUUAAUACUUUAAAAAUCAUACGCAUUAAAUAUGCAAUUCUUAGACUUGAUAAAGGAAUGGUGUUGCGAUAAUGAAGAAAUCUGAUUAUAUUACAUCUAUGACCAGCUUGUUCUCUGAUCCAACUAAAUUUAAGAAAUUGUCACAGCUUAACUCCUUACAAGCCUACCUUCGAACACUGUUUAAUACUGUAGAAAAGAACUAACUUAUGCUGAAUACAAAGAAAUUCGUCCAGUAUCAACCAUGCCUGUCGGAGCCAUUGGUCUACCUAAAUUACACAAGGAUUUUAUAAUAUUCCACCUCUAAGACCUAUUAUUGACACAACCGGCACUUUUUAUUACUCAGUAGCUAACUUAUUAAGGCCUCUUUCUGUUAAAGAUGUUGUUCUUAAAGAUUCGUUUGAUGCUGCUGACCGCAUUAAAGGUAUACCAGACCAUUCA
Messenger RNA from Anneissia japonica, 2291 nucleotides. RefSeq lists its product as uncharacterized. The record is from RefSeq and is a predicted model, not a curated record. The coding region runs from base 61 to 1257 and encodes 398 amino acids. Lineage: Eukaryota; Metazoa; Echinodermata; Crinoidea; Comatulida; Comatulidae. The transcript is spliced from 9 exons.